CCAGGCGCUGUGUGAUGCUGUCGCUGCCGCAUUCCCUGCACUGGAGCGGCGGGAGCUCGGCGGACAGCAUGCCCCGCACCGCACGCUGACAGCGGGAAUGGCUCAGCACGGCGGGCAGGCGGCGGCCGAUCCCCGGGAGGGCGGGAGCGGCUCGGAGUCGCUGUCGGUGCAGGAGAUCUUGGAUUUGUACAAGCAGCCCAUCAAUGAGGAGCAGGCUUGGGCUGUGUGUUACCAGUGCUGCGGGAGCCUGCUGGAGGGCAAGGGGGCGGGGGGCAAGAGGAGGCGGCUGACCGGGGCAUCGGACAUCCGAAUCAGGAGGGAUGGAGCCGUCAUCACCAGCUGGGAGCCAGGCAGUUCAAGUGAUGUACAAUGCACUGAAACAGAGGUCAUUGUAUCUCUUGGCAUCAUCAUUUACAAAGCCCUGGACUAUGGGCUGAAGGACAAUGAAGAAAGAGAGCUAAGCCCUCCUCUGGAGAAGCUGAUUGAUCAGAUGACCAAUAUUGAAGAGACCGAUGGAAGUAAUGAUGAAGGUUAUGAUGCUCUGGAUGAGGAAGACGAGGAUCAUGAAGUAAUUGAAGAGAGAGGAUUCAGACCCUCGUACAAGAAUGUCAUGAAGCUUUGUGCAUCUCAUCUGCCAACUCCCUCGGACGCCCCCAAUCACUACCAAGCAGUAUGUCGGGCACUGUAUGCGGAAGCCAUGGAGCUACAUAUGUUCCUGACAAAAUUAAAAAGUGCAAAAGAGAGUUUAAGAAAGAUUCAAAUGGAGAAGGAUACAACUGAUCGAGGUGGAGCUGACCUAGAUGAUUUACAAAAUGCUGACUGGGCACUGUUUUGGGUUCAGGUAAUGCGUGAUCUGAGAAAUGGUGUUAAGCUGAAGAAAGUUCAGGAACGCCAGUACAACUUGUUGCCAACGGAAUAUGAGUUAACGCCAUACGAGAUGCUCAUGGAUGACAUUCGUUUUAAACGGUACACUCUACGGAAAGUCACAGUACAGGGUGAUAUCCCGCCUAGGUUAAAGAAGAGUGCUCAUGAAAUAAUCCUGGAUUUCAUCCGUUCCAGACCUCCCCUUAAUCCUGUGUCUGCGAGAAAGUUGAAACCCACCCCACCCCGCCCACGAAGUCUCCAUGAGCGGAUCCUUGAGGAAAUCAAAGCUGAGAGAAAGCUGCGUCCUGUGUCCCCAGAUGAGAUGAGGCGGAGCAAACUAGUAAUACGGCCCCUUAGCAUGUCUUACAGUUUUGACUUGUCAGAUGUGUCGAUCCCUGAAGUCUCUAGACCGAUCUCGGUUGCAGACCGACCAGUGUUAAAUGGGGAUGUGAUGCAGCCAACCCAGAUGAUUAGUCGCCCAAAACAGGUUCCCGUUCAGAGAAAGAAGUUACUGAAGGCCCCAGCACUGGCGGAAUUUGAUAGCUCAGAGUCUGAGGAGGACUUGGUGCAAAAGGCCAAAAGCAGCAGUAGCAGUAUUUCUAAUUCCCAGCUUGAAGAUACGUCACCAGAAGCUGCACCAGGCAGAAAAACACCCCCUAAAUUUUUACCCAUUUCCUCAACACCUCAACCUGAGAGGCGCCAGGCUCCACAGAGAAGGCACUCCAUAGAGAAGGAGACUCCAACCAAUGUACGACAGUUUCUCCCCCCAUCCCGACAGAGCUCCAGAUCUCUGGUUCCUAGGAUAACCAGUUUCUUUCCAAGGAUGACCUUCCGAACACCAUUUUCUACCAUACACACAGCUUCUGCUCUGGGUUCUCAUCCUAUUGAAGCAGCCAUGUUUGGGGCAGCAGGGGCUAUAUUUUAUCUGUGUGAGAGAGCUUAUACCAACAGGUGGAGAGUCCCCCAGGUGAGACUGCAGGUCAUGGAUUUACCCGAUGGGGAGGAGUUUUGCUACCCUGUGGAAUGUCUGGCCCUCACAGUUGAAGAAGUCAUGCACAUACGUCAAGUGCUGGUGAAGGCUGAGCUGGAGAAAUUUCAGCAGUAUAAAGAUGUGUAUAAUGCUCUGAAGAAAGGAAAGCUUUGCUUUUGUUGCCGUACAAAGAGAUUUUCCUUGUUCACCUGGUCUUAUACGUGUCAGUUUUGUAAAAGGCCUGUAUGUUCACAGUGUUGCAAAAAGAUGCGGUUACCUUCCAAGCCAUAUUCCACUCUCCCCAUCUUUUCUUUGGGACCGUCUACCUUGCAAAGAGGGGAAAGUUUUUUGAGGCCAGAGAAGCCUUCCACCAGUCACCACAGGCCAAUGAAAAGCCUGCCCAAGUUGCCCUCCAAGUCAAAGUCUACAGAAAAGUCAGAUGAUGAACUUCAGUUUCCAAAAGAGCUUAUGGAGGACUGGAGCGCCAUGGAGGUGUGUGUGGACUGCAAAAAGUUUAUAUUGGAAAUCAUCAACUCUAGCCGUCACAGUUUGUCGAUCGCUAACAAGCGAGCUCGGUUAAAAAGGAAGACACAGUCAUUCUACUUGGCUUCAACAGGGAGCUCAGAGUUCCGACCCAGAGAGAGAACAAUUAAUGAGAUCUGAGUCUCCGUGCCUUUUAAUUUUCUUUUUGGUUUGCUUCUCUGUAUAUGAGUUAAAUGAGGCAGUUGUCAUUUAAUGAGCAAACUUGAAUUCUGAGAAAUAGCACAUAUUUAAUUAUCAUUUUUAACUUGCUCAAGAGGCUGCGUCAAACACUCCCUAAUAUAGA
This is a messenger RNA of Pelobates fuscus (common spadefoot toad), 2660 nucleotides long. It is a transcript of the gene SPIRE1, whose product is annotated as spire type actin nucleation factor 1. Gene Ontology annotation, biological process: intracellular transport; actin nucleation; actin filament polymerization. The coding region runs from base 98 to 2497 and encodes 799 amino acids. The record is from RefSeq and is a predicted model, not a curated record. Lineage: Eukaryota; Metazoa; Chordata; Amphibia; Anura; Pelobatidae. The transcript has 19 exons. Gene Ontology annotation, cellular component: cell cortex; cytoplasmic vesicle membrane. Gene Ontology annotation, molecular function: actin binding.